Procambarus clarkii (red swamp crayfish) is the source of this 1530-nucleotide messenger RNA. The record is from RefSeq and is a predicted model, not a curated record. NCBI's taxonomy places the organism in Eukaryota, Metazoa, Arthropoda, Malacostraca, Decapoda, Cambaridae.
AUGAUGGUUCUUAAGAAAGCUUCUGGUCCGGCAGCCCCCGUGCCUCUGGCGUCCAUGUCUGUGCCCUCCAUGUGUCUGCCCUCGGUGAUGCCGAGCUGUUGCGCGGCUGUCAUCUGUUCAACUGCCCUGCAUCACUCCGCCCUCUGUGGUGUCGGCCUCUGCGCCAUCGCCCUCUAUGAUUUUGUUCCCUGCGGCUCUGACCGUUAUGCUGCCGGCCUCUGUACGGCCGGCUCCUGUGCUCCAGCCCCUUGUUGUUCCACCGCCUGUACCGCCAGGCCCUGUGUACCCUCUCCCCGGUCCCUGACCGGCACAUCAGUCACCAGCCACACUCCCGGCCACGUUCGACUCCUCCUGACGUCAUCAGUUCAACCCGACGCUUGGGAGCCCAGAAUACAAGUCCAGUUAAAUUAUCCUCCUCCGCCACGGGGGUCCUCGCCCUCGUCUCCGCCGCCGCCGCCGUCCCUCCCUCAGCCGCCGCCGCCGCCGUACCUCCCUCAGCCGCCGCCGUCCCUCCCUCAGCCGCCGCCGCCGUCCCUCCCUCAGCCGCCGCCCCCGUCCCUCCCUCAGCCGCCGCCCCCGUCCCUCCCUCAGCCGCCGCCGCCGUCCCUCCCUCAGCCGCCGCCGCCGCCGCCCCUCCCUCAGCCGCCGCCGUCCCUCCCUCAGCCGCCGCCGCCGUCCCUCCCUCAGCCGCCGCCCCCGUCCCUCCCUCAGCCGCCGCCCCCGUCCCUCCCUCAGCCGCCGCCGUCCCUCCCUCAGCCGCCGCCGCCGUCCCUCCCUCAGCCGCCGCCCCCGUCCCUCCCUCAGCCGCCGCCGUCCCUCCCUCAGCCGCCGCCGCCGUCCUCCCUCAGCCGCCGCCGCCGUCCCUCCUCAGCCGCCCCCGUCCCUCCCUCAGCCGCCGCCCCCGUCCCUCCCUCAGCCGCCGCUGUCCCUCCCUCAGCCGCCGCCGCCGUCCCUCCCUCAGCCGCCGCCGCCGUCCCUCCCUCAGCCGCCGCCGCCGUCCCUCCCUCAGCCGCCGCCCCCGUCCCUCCCUCAGCCGCCGCCCCCGUCCCUCCCUCAGCCGCCGCCGUCCCUCCCUCAGCCGCCGCCGCCGUCCCUCCCUCAGCCGCCGCCCCCGUCCCUCCCUCAGCCGCCGCCGUCCCUCCCUCAGCCGCCGCCGCCGUACCCCCCUCAGCCGCCGCCGUCCCUCCCUCAGCCGCCGCCGCCGUCCCUCCCUCAGCCGCCGCCGUCCCUCCCUCAGCCGCCGCCGCCGUCCCUCCCUCAGCCGCCGCCGCCACCGCCGUGAACGCGGCACCGACAACGACCAAUAACAUCUUCCGUGUAUUCCCUUACUACUUAAUUCCUCCCCUCCCGUCGACGUGCUUCGACGGAGACAAAAUGUGGUUCGGGAAGCAGGAGACGAUGAGGGAGAGCAUGUGGAAUGCGCGCCAGUUUCCCCCUAACACCGGCCAUAUUGAUUUUGUUGCAAGAGAGAUAUGCUUGGACAAGGUCCACUCCCCCAGCCGCUGCAAUGGCUAUUUCCCUGCCAUUUAG